Molecule: messenger RNA, 262 nt
Organism: Didymodactylos carnosus
Lineage: Eukaryota; Metazoa; Rotifera; Eurotatoria; Philodinida; Philodinidae
Source: the annotation of a GenBank genome assembly
AUGACAAAAAGACUAAGUAAGAAACAUCAACAGUCAUCACAGCAAGAUAAAGAUAAAGAUAUUGAUAUUGAUGUACACGAAUUGGCAAGACAAAUAUUUCAAUCAAAAGAAUUUAUUGAGGGUGUAUCAAGUCUGAUUAAAAAAGCUAUUGCACCUUUACAACAACGUGUCAAAUUACUGGAAGAUCGUUUAGAAAAAUUAGAAUCAAGUCAUAAUCAUUUAGCUACAUACGAUCGUCGUCUAAAUCUUCGAAUACAUGGAA